Portunus trituberculatus (swimming crab) is the source of this 198-nucleotide messenger RNA. Its product is annotated as protein FAM9A-like. The record is from RefSeq and is a predicted model, not a curated record. The transcript is spliced from 3 exons. NCBI's taxonomy places the organism in Eukaryota, Metazoa, Arthropoda, Malacostraca, Decapoda, Portunidae. The annotation marks the transcript as partial.
GGAGGAGGAGGAGGAGAAGGAGGAGUAGGAACAAGAGGAGGAGGAGGAAAGGAGGAGGAAGAGGAAGAAGAGGAAGAGAACGACGAGGAGGAGGAGGAGGAGGAGGAGGAGGACAUGGCAUCACCAGAGACAAUAUAUAAACUCGUGUGCAAGAAAAUGGAACACUCUGUUGGCCUCACAGGAGAUAAACCUCAGUGA